AAUUACUUUUCUUCUUCAUUGUAGGUGCGUAUAGCUGCAAAAUUCAUCACUCAUGCACCCCCUGGAGAAUUUAAUGAAGUAUUCAAUGAUGUGCGGUUAUUGCUUAACAACGACAAUCUUCUCAGGGAAGGAGCAGCACAUGCAUUUGCACAGUAUAACAUGGAUCAGUUCACUCCGGUGAAGAUAGAAGGGUAUGAUGAUCAGGUCUUAAUCACAGAACACGGUGAUCUGGGCAAUGGCAGAUUUUUAGACCCGAGGAACAAACUUUCUUUUAAGUUUGAUCAUUUAAGGAAAGAAGCGAGCGACCCCCAGCCUGAGGAGACAGAAUCAGCUCUAAAACAAUGGAGGGAUGCCUGCGACAGCGCCCUGAGAGCUUACGUGAAGGAUCAUUACCCCAACGGCUUCUGCACUGUUUAUGGUAAAUCUAUAGAUGGGCAGCAGACAAUUAUUGCCUGUAUCGAGAGCCACCAGUUCCAGCCCAAAAACUUCUGGAAUGGUCGCUGGAGAUCAGAAUGGAAGUUCACCAUCACCCCACCAACAGCUCAAGUGGCCGCAGUGCUCAAAAUCCAGGUGCAUUACUAUGAAGAUGGCAACGUUCAGCUGGUUAGUCAUAAGGACAUCCAGGACUCUGUACCAGUUUCAAGCGAUGUCCAAACAGCGAAGGAAUUUAUUAAGAUAAUAGAAAAUGCAGAAAAUGAGUACCAGACAGCCAUCAGUGAGAACUACCAGACCAUGUCUGACACCACCUUCAAAGCCCUGCGCCGGCAGCUGCCCGUCACCCGAACCAAGAUCGACUGGAACAAAAUCCUCAGCUACAAGAUUGGGAAAGAAAUGCAGAACGCUUAACGCAGAAAUCAGGAGAUUUAGGAAAUGUUUGUGUGCAAAAAAAAAACAAAUGUGGUCCUAUGCCAAGUAGAUGGUUUCUGAACCAGUGCAGCAUUUUUUUCCAGGGCUUUCAAAGUUACCAGGUUUUCUGGCCUCGGAGGGGACUGUGGAACAAAUAGCUUUUUGUCUUUGUGUUUUGUGUUUCCUGCCACGUAAACUUCCUAUUUGUGACUGCAUUGAUCGAUCGGUUGGUUUAAUUAAGUCCAUGGGUCAGAAGUAGAGCUGUUCUCAGUCACCCGUUGUGCUGGUUGGAAAACUUCCUAACUGGAAAAGCCCUACGAUAACCCGAGCUGAGGGUGCAGAGCAUCCCCUGGCCCCCCCCCAUCACUCCAGGUACUCCCUGUGUCCCCCAGACCCACCGAGGGCUGAGAAACACCAGGGAGGGUAAAUCCUCACCAACCGGUACCGACCUCCGCAGAGCAGAGCCCCCAGGCUUAGGUUUUACUCUAGAAAAAUGAGUUUACAAGACCCUUUACAGAAAUCCCCAGCUCUUUCAGGGAUGGAAUGUUUUGGU
This is a messenger RNA of Calidris pugnax (ruff), 1399 nucleotides long. It is a transcript of the gene CAPZA1, whose product is annotated as capping protein (actin filament) muscle Z-line, alpha 1. Gene Ontology annotation, molecular function: actin filament binding. Gene Ontology annotation, cellular component: F-actin capping protein complex; actin cortical patch. The coding region runs from base 160 to 846 and encodes 228 amino acids. NCBI's taxonomy places the organism in Eukaryota, Metazoa, Chordata, Aves, Charadriiformes, Scolopacidae. The record is from RefSeq and is a predicted model, not a curated record. Gene Ontology annotation, biological process: barbed-end actin filament capping; actin cytoskeleton organization. The transcript is spliced from 9 exons.